Molecule: messenger RNA, 1632 nt
Organism: Rotaria sp. Silwood1
Lineage: Eukaryota; Metazoa; Rotifera; Eurotatoria; Philodinida; Philodinidae
Source: the annotation of a GenBank genome assembly
AUGACAACAUCUCCAUCAUUUGCUCUUUCACCUGAAGCAAAAGAAUUUGUACCAUUUGUUCAAAUUCCUCCAUCAACAACAACUAUACCAUUAUAUAUUAGUGAAAAUACUGCUGCAUCUGUUUAUUCAUCUGAACAACAACAACAAUUAGUUUAUCCAUUAAUAAAAGUUCCUGAAAUUGAAUUUCAUAUACAAUCAUCACCACAAUAUCAUAUUGAUAGAUGUUCAAAUAAUAAAUUACAAUCAUCAACAAAUACAAAUUCAUCACAAAUUGUUCUUCUACCAACAAAUACAUGUUAUUCGGAAACACAAAUACUUUAUCCAUCAAAUAAUCAAACAUCAACAUUUUAUCCAUUUGAUUAUAAUGAACAAUCAUUAACAAAUUAUUCAUAUCAACAAUCAAAAUCUAAUCGAAUAUCAUCAUUUCAUCAACAACAACGUGGUGGUGGUGGUGGUGGUGGUAAUAUUAAUCAUAAAUCAUAUCGUUCAAAUAAUUAUCGAAAUAAUCAUUAUAAUCAACAAGAAUCAACAAAAUUUAAUAAUCGUUCUAAUUUUUAUUCAACAAAUAAUAAACAAAUUUCUUCACAUUCUAUACAACAACAUGAAAAUUUUAAUUAUAAAAAUGGUUAUCAUAUUAAUGAUGAUGAAACUCCAUUUAAAUUUCGACAAGAAGAUUUUCCAAGUCUACCAAUAAAUACUAAUGAAAAAUCUGAUAAUAUUUUAACUCAAUCACUUACAAUAACAAAUACAAAACCAACAACAUCCUGGAAUACUAUUGUUUCUACUCCACGACCUCAUUCCACAUCUCCACAUUCGAUUACUAAUUCUUUAAAAUUAUCUGAAACUCAACAAACUGAUCGAAGUCAUUCAUCAAAUAAAAAAAAACUAUCCAAAAAUGAACGAAAAUCUUCUAAAAACAAAAAAUCUUCAAUACAAUCAAAAUCAAAAAUAUCAAAUAAUACUUUUAAACAAUCUUCUUUAACUGAACAACAACAUUCACAAACAUUAACUAAUAAUGAUGAUGUAUUGAAUAAACAAGAUAAAAAAAAUGAUGAAUCUAUACGAACAAAACAAAAACAAAAACGUUCUGAACGACAAAAAAAUAAAGUAAAAGAAGAACAAUCAACAAUAAUUGAAUCAGUACCAUUUGUACUUGAUGAUGAAAAUGCAUUUCCAACAUUAGGACAAGAUGUAUCUAUAGCAAUAACAAAAACAACAGAAAAUGAUUCUUCAACCAAAGAUAAAAUUUCUACUGCAGGACUGAUUCCUAAAUCAAAGAUAAAAGCAAAUCAAACAUAUCAAAUAUGUUUAACAGAUAUGUUCAAUGCUUUAAGUACAUCAACACAAACAAAAAAAGAAAAUUCUUUUAAUAAAACAAAUAAAUCAUCAAUACAAACAGUGAAUAUUGCUAAUCCACUUGAUUCAAAACCAGCACCAAAACGUGGAAAAGAACGUGAACAACCAAAACCACGUAAACCAACUAAACUUAAACGUAUUAUUAAUAAAGAACUUGAAGAAAAUCAAAAACAACGACAACAAUCACUUAUAAAAUCUUCAACAACUAAACAAACUGAUGAAAAUGAUAUUCAAUAUGAAACUGAUACUAAUAAACUUACUGUUACAGAUGAGUAA